AUGGAAAAGACUCUGCCUAAUAAUCUAAUAUGUUUGUUCUCUUCUUCUUGUGCAAUCUUGGUACCAGCGGCUGCUUCAAAGAAUAAAGUUAAAGGCAGCCAAGGACAGUUUCCACUCACACAGAACGUAACAGUUGUUGAAGGCGGAACUGCAAUUUUGACCUGCAGAGUUGAUCAAAAUGAUAACACCUCCCUCCAGUGGUCAAAUCCAGCUCAACAGACUCUGUACUUUGAUGACAAGAAAGCUUUAAGGGACAAUAGGAUCGAGCUGGUUCGGGCUUCCUGGCAUGAACUGAGUAUCAGCGUCAGUGAUGUCUCUCUCUCUGAUGAAGGACAGUACACCUGUUCUUUAUUUACAAUGCCUGUCAAAACUUCCAAGGCCUAUCUCACUGUUCUGGGUGUUCCUGAGAAGCCUCAAAUUAGCGGAUUUUCAUCCCCAGUUAUGGAGGGAGACUUGAUGCAGCUGACUUGUAAAACAUCUGGUAGUAAACCUGCAGCUGAUAUAAGAUGGUUCAAAAAUGACAAAGAGAUUAAAGAUGUAAAAUAUUUAAAGGAAGAAGAUGCAAAUCGCAAGACUUUCACGGUCAGCAGCACACUGGACUUCCGAGUGGACCGAAGCGACGAUGGCGUGGCAGUCAUCUGCAGAGUAGACCAUGAAUCUCUCAAUGCCACCCCUCAGGUGGCCAUGCAGGUGCUAGAAAUACACUAUACACCAUCAGUUAAGAUUAUACCAUCCACUCCUUUUCCACAAGAAGGACAGCCUUUAAUUUUGACUUGUGAAUCCAAAGGAAAACCACUGCCAGAACCUGUUUUGUGGACAAAGGAUGGCGGAGAAUUACCAGAUCCUGACCGAAUGGUUGUGAGUGGUAGGGAGCUAAACAUUCUUUUCCUCAACAAAACGGAUAAUGGUACAUAUCGAUGUGAAGCCACAAAUACCAUUGGCCAAAGCAGCGCAGAGUAUGUUCUCAUUGUACAUGAUGUUCCCAACACUUUGCUUCCCACUACUAUCAUCCCCUCCCUUACCACUGCAACAGUCACAACCACUGUAGCCAUAACAGCCAGCCAAACCACAUCUGCAACAUCCAGCAACAUACGAGAUCCCAAUGCUCUGGCUGGCCAGACUGGCCCUGAUCAUGCUCUUAUAGGAGGAAUUGUGGCUGUAGUUGUAUUUGUCACUCUGUGUUCUAUAUUUUUGCUUGGACGGUAUCUGGCAAGACAUAAAGGAACAUAUUUAACGAAUGAAGCUAAAGGAGCUGAAGAUGCACCAGAUGCUGACACAGCCAUUAUCAAUGCUGAGGGCAGCCAAGUAAAUGCUGAAGAGAAAAAAGAAUAUUUCAUUUAAGAUCCAGGCCGAGAUUCUGAAUUUUACUUACCAGGCUGGAUGCUGGAGAAAACUGGCUAUCAUCUUUCAGAAUUCAUUUCUAUCAUCUUCUGCUACCUUUAUUAACUUCCAUACCGUACUGCUAUCAAUCAGUAGCCAGUGUAUACCAACAAUCAGCUGUUGAAAGCAUCAUUCUUUAAUUACUGUACCAUCCAUAAUGCAGGACAUUUCUUACUGCCUAAAUUCCACACCAUUGCUCUUUUAACAUACAGUGCUUGAAUAUACAGCCUUAACAAUGUUAAUCAUCUCCUUGGAUCAUGAUAUUGAAUUGUUUUUAUACAUUGAAAAAAAUGUAUGCAGAGGUUUUCUUCCCCUCAUUUUUUGUCCCCUUUAAAUCAAAGACCUUGUCAGUUUACCAUUGGACAGCUUUCACAAGUAACAGGAUUAAGUAAAUACCUAAUGUGCUUAAGUUCAAUCGGAUGUGAGAGGUUUAUGAUGUUUUCUACAUGUCUAUAUUCAAAGACAUGUUUUGGAAGCAU
This is a messenger RNA of Physeter macrocephalus (sperm whale), 1859 nucleotides long. It is a transcript of the gene CADM2, whose product is annotated as cell adhesion molecule 2. The transcript is spliced from 11 exons. Gene Ontology annotation, cellular component: neuronal cell body membrane. NCBI's taxonomy places the organism in Eukaryota, Metazoa, Chordata, Mammalia, Artiodactyla, Physeteridae. The coding region runs from base 1 to 1341 and encodes 446 amino acids. The record is from RefSeq and is a predicted model, not a curated record.